AUGGCUUUGAUUCUUUUUUCCACACCUUCACUGACCUCUUCACUUCUGUGCAGUAACUUUUCCAGCGAGGCGAGCCAGGCCGGCAUGUUCGGACCUCCGAGCCAAUCAGAAGCAGCCGAUGCAGCGGCAGGAGGCGCCGUCCCCACCCCUUCUUCUUCGUCUUUGUCCUCCUCUCCUCCAUCGUCCUCCACUUCAGCCUUUUGCCCCGUCAACUCCGCCUCCCCCGCCUCCUCUUCCUCUUCCUCCUCCUCCCGACAGAUCGUAGAGCGCCAGCCCCGGAUGCUGAACUUCAGGGUGGAGUACCGGCAGCGCACGGUGGACCUGGUGCUGGAGGAGGGCAGCACAGUCGGAGAAAUCAAAACAAUCCUCGAGACAGAGCUCGCGGUUCCAGUGUCCAAAAUGCAGCUGAAGGGAUGGAAGAGCGGAGAUGUUUCCGAUACCACGGUGAUGAGAAGUUUACACCUGCCUAAGAACAACAGCCUGUACGUCCUGACCCCAGAGAUCGCCCCUACUGCCGGCACCAGCACCAGCAAAAACAGUGGUCUCCAGGAGUCGUUAAACCAGAACUUCCUGCUGGUCAUCAGCCACCGGGAGGCCCAGAGGGACUACAGUCUCAACUUCCCCGGCUCCAAAACCAUACAGGAGGUGAAGAGAAACGUUUCAGACUUGACCAACAUCCCAGUCCGGCAUCAACAGUGGGACGGAUGGCCCGCCUCAGCAUCUGAUGACUCGAUGACGCUAGCUGUCUCUGGGAUCACCUUUCCCUGCCAUCACCUCAGUGUUUGUCGAAGGUCCUCAGCAGCCAAUUCCCAGGAACCCACAGAAGAGUGUGCAGAUGUCCAUAUGGUCAGCGACAGUGACGCGGAUGAUUUUGAAGACGCGUCAGAGUUCGGGGUGGACGAUUCGGAGAUGUUUGGAUUGGGAUCCUCUACCUGUCGGAAAGCACCUAUGAUGCCAGAAAAUAGCGAGAACGAAGCUGAUGCCUUACUGCACUUUACUGCCGAAUUUUCUUCAAGGUAUGGAGAGACCCACCCAAUGUUCUUCAUCGGGACUUUGGAAGCUGCGUCUCAAGAGGCCUUCUAUGGCAAAGCCAGAGAUCUUGGCUUUACUGUGGUGUUGAAUUCACAGGAGGCUACGGACAAAACCCAGUACGGUAGCUACAGUGCAGUGCAGGAAAACAUAUCCAUGUUAUUGAUCACAGAUAAUUAUCUGUACCUUCAGAUCCGUCAACACGCCAGAGCCUUUCACCAUCAGGAGAAUCCGGAUAUCAUAUCACACCCGGGGCUUGAGUCACUGUCGGAUUUGUUUGACGACCUCAGUACACUCCAUCGGGUGAUUGGUGUUGAUCCCCGUCAUACUCCAGCUAUGCCUCAUCGAGUCCUCAAAGGCGGUCUUCCAUACGCCUUAGCAUCUCCUCAGUUGAGCAAACCUAUCUACUUGGACACCUCGUGCUCCGCUUGA
Molecule: messenger RNA, 1461 nt
Organism: Notothenia coriiceps (black rockcod)
Lineage: Eukaryota; Metazoa; Chordata; Actinopteri; Perciformes; Nototheniidae
Gene: faf1
Product: Fas (TNFRSF6) associated factor 1
Exons: 12
Coding region: 1-1461 (486 amino acids)
Biological process (GO): ERAD pathway
Cellular component (GO): endoplasmic reticulum; nucleus
Molecular function (GO): ubiquitin binding; NF-kappaB binding
Source: RefSeq, a predicted model, not a curated record